UUUUUUUUAAGCUGCAUGGUCCGUUUAAGAAGUAAUGAUGUUGGUGGUGUAUUUGUCAGUGCUGCUGAUGCCGUCUGCCAUAGUGGGCACUGAGAGUGGUCGAGGCCCGUUUAAAACGGACGUUUGGAAUAAAGAGGAUCAACCAUUAUGGGAACAACUGUCCACACUGCAGAAGGAGAUGAACAGCCUGAGUCGUGAACAAGUCAUAUUAAAACAGAAACAGAAGGCCAUAGAUCGAAUGCUGAUUAUUGAUGAGAAUGUCACCUCGCUGACAGAAAGUGGCCGCCAUCAGCUAUUAUCUCCGCCGCACCUUUGGCUGAAUGGAAAGGAUAAAGAUGAUGAAGGUCACGACCUCCCCAAAUAUGACCCUUGCUACCACUCCACGCCAUUGGACCAGGCCUGGAGGACCACCAACUACACCACCAAGGACGUUAAGUGUGAUCGCCAGGUGGAGUGGCAGGGCUGGUAUCGCCUCUACUACCGGGGAAAGAGCAUCCAGAUGCCGGAGAGGUGCAUCCGGAAGAAACAUUGUGGUACCCAUGCGCCGCUCUGGCUCACCAAACCGCACCCAAAUAUAAGCGAGGGCAUCGUCACUCGAAAUGUGUGCGGGAACUGGAGGAAAAAUUGCUGUUAUUUCAAAUCAACACCUAUCCAGGUCAAAGCCUGCCCCGGUAACUAUUACGUCUACAAACUUGUAAAACCGACAAAGUGUCACCUGGCUUACUGCGCAGAUGUUAACACCCUUGUGUGUGGAGGAUGCGACCGUCAGCAAAACUGCAUGAGCAGAGACAGAGUUAAUUACAGUUGCGCGCCCAAGAAGAGGAAAAUCAUAGAGCAAGUCAUUCACUUCUUCGCCUCGCACCCUGGAAAUCUCACGGGCAAGGUGGCCCAAAUCAAAUUCAGCAGAGUUCUUGUUAAUGAGGGUGCGGGCUUCAACGAUCAAACUGGUGUGUUUCAUCCCCCUGUCUCUGGCAUCUACCAGUUUUAUUUCUCCAGUCAGUAUAGGGGAGGCGACAGCAAUGUAACCAACCUGGAGCUUGUCAUCAAUGGCACAACGGUCGCUGUCUCACGUUCAGAUGUCAAAACCCCUGCUUCCAUCGGAGCUCUUAGUACAUUCAUGACAACUCUCUGCAAAAAUUCCAAUGUUUCUGUGACCCAAGUCACCGGUCAGUCCUGGGCAAACUCUGUAUCUAAUACCAUUACAUUUGGUGGUUCUUUGCUGAUGCAGUACAAUGAAAAAGAAGUGAAAUUACUUGGCUGUCUUACAUAAACCAAUUUUCCCACAUUCAGUUGAACACGUGAUCACUGGUAAUAUUUAGCCUAAUACAGAAAAUGAAGUGAAGGUGGACACAACGUGCGAGUGCAUCUAGAAAAGCCCAGCACGCAAGCUUUUGUUGUCCAGUGCAAGGCUAUUU
Sardina pilchardus (European sardine) is the source of this 1415-nucleotide messenger RNA. RefSeq lists its product as uncharacterized. The record is from RefSeq and is a predicted model, not a curated record. Bases 35 to 1270 code for a protein of 411 amino acids. NCBI's taxonomy places the organism in Eukaryota, Metazoa, Chordata, Actinopteri, Clupeiformes, Clupeidae. Gene Ontology annotation, cellular component: apical plasma membrane; cell surface. Gene Ontology annotation, molecular function: protein binding. Gene Ontology annotation, biological process: neutrophil migration. The transcript has 8 exons.